Messenger RNA from Daldinia vernicosa, 978 nucleotides. Its product is annotated as cwf18 pre-mRNA splicing factor-domain-containing protein. The record is from RefSeq and is a predicted model, not a curated record. Lineage: Eukaryota; Fungi; Ascomycota; Sordariomycetes; Xylariales; Hypoxylaceae. The coding region runs from base 206 to 880 and encodes 224 amino acids. The transcript has a single exon. Gene Ontology annotation, cellular component: post-mRNA release spliceosomal complex; U2-type spliceosomal complex.
AGAUCAUAUUCUUAUCGAUAAGUAAUAACUACCGACUACCUCUUUCCAAACCGCCGUGUCGUACCUCUUGCCUGUACUUUUACUUUUUCUAAGCUUAAGCUUAAGCUUAACACCAUUGUCGGCGCUUUUUUAAACAAGCCUUUGCUUCCUCACCAUUCCGAAUAAGACGAGAAAAAUAUAAUUGACACAAUACGAAAAUACGAAAAUGUCAACGUCACAAGCAACACUCAGCGCAGCAGCCGACGAUCGCAAGGCGCGACUUGCUAAGCUCAAGAACCUAAAGCGCAAACAACCCGCCGACGAGAUCGCGCCUCCAGAGUCAGAACGUUCAGCAUCGCCACCUAUAGCGCCCGCAUCUGUAUCCGCAGAAGAAGCCCAGAAAACCGCGGAAACAGAAGAUGCCGUAGCACGUCUUCACCUAUCAGGCCGCAACUAUGACCCUGAGAUGAGAGGCCCGAAGCUAGGGUUCGAGGCGCCGCCAACACUGGGCAUGGAAGGGCCGACGCUGGAAGAACAGGCGGCCGAGGUGGAGGCCGAGAUCAAGCGGAAAGCUGCCGAAGACGCAAAAGACGACAAGGGCGUCGACCUGUUCAAGCUCCAGCCGAAGAAACCGAACUGGGACCUUAAGAGGGAUCUAGAUAAGAAGUUGGAGAUUCUCAAUGUGCGAACAGACAAUGCUAUUGCGAGGCUGGUUAGGGAGCGUAUUUCAAAUGCCCAGGACGCAGCGAAGAAGGCGGCCAAGCCUGUGGAGAAUGGCGACGAGGGAAGUGUUGAGACAGCAGGCAUGGAUGGUGUUGCGUUAGUUGAGGGUGUACGGGUACGAGAGAGGGAGGAAGAGGAAGAGGAGCGGAGAGAACGCGAGGAUGAGGAUAAUGAAUGAGGAUAUCGUGAGGAAUUGAAUUUGCAUGGCUACGGCGUUUGGUUUACAGCAUUGGGGAAAAGUGGACUCAAUUACAAUAUAUGUACUCCGUAAGCUUU